Molecule: messenger RNA, 2254 nt
Organism: Perca fluviatilis (European perch)
Lineage: Eukaryota; Metazoa; Chordata; Actinopteri; Perciformes; Percidae
Product: rho-related GTP-binding protein RhoV-like
Exons: 3
Coding region: 915-1583 (222 amino acids)
Biological process (GO): small GTPase-mediated signal transduction
Molecular function (GO): GTPase activity; GTP binding
Source: RefSeq, a predicted model, not a curated record
UUUCUUUAAACCAAAUUCCUACUACGUUCAUUGGAUUUGGGUGUUGUAUUCAAUUUUAUGGCAUUUGAAGAAAAAAUAAAAGAUAAAAAAGUGCCAAAAACAUCAGGGGAAAGUGACAAAAGUGUCGAAUAAGACGACCAAAACGUUGACCAAAAAGUUUUAAUUUAAAAUUUUGACCCAGAAAAACAAAAAGUUGCUUGUUGGUCAACGGGAAGACAACGAUGAUUAAACAAGACGCAGUAGCCUGGCAAUAACGUUUUCCAAAACCUUACAAAUGACAGCGCAAUAUUACAAAAAAAUACAUAACAAGAUAAGCUAUGAUUGGCUUUUAAAGACUAUUUUGCAUUAUAAUAGGUUGGUUUUUUUACUUGGAGCUGUCAACUGGAGUAGCCUAUGAAGGGUUCAUUUUCUGUGUCCAAUCCAGGGAAUAUCGAUAAUAUGUGUGUUGGAUUGUUUUUAAGAUCUCAUUUAUUAGUAGGCUAGCCUAUUCUUUUUUCCUAAAUCAUUUUUUUUAUGUCCAAUCCAGGGAAAAUCGAUCAAGCUAGUUUGGGUUUUUUUAAUUUUUGGAACGAAUUUGAUCUGUUUUUACAAAUGAACUCUUCAUUUUUGACAGAUAGCAACAGAAAAUCUCAUUAUCAGUUAGCCUACUGUAGGUUCUUUAUCGUGGGGCGUUCAAGACCCGUCUUGGUGGGAGUGACUAUGUUAAUCAUCAUCAAACGGAAACAGGCAAAGUGCUGGGGCAUCACUCGUCUGAUUGGGUGCCUUUGUUCUUUCAAAUCGAGGUGUCCUCUCUUCUUUAUUGGCCCCAACGGACCUCUGGGGGAGAAGACAACGUUUACAGUAAUGCUGUACUCCUGCAAGGACUUUCAAACUGCGGGGAUAAUGGAGUAGUCUAACAGCUAAUAUAAGGAAAAAUGGCCUGUCAGAGACAUGAUAAACCAAACAGAUUUAGGGAUGAGCUGAGCUGCAUGCUGGUUGGUGAUGGAGCUGUGGGGAAGACUAGCAUGAUCAUCAGUUACAUCUUCAAUGGAUACAACAGCGAGUACAGACAAACAGCUUUUGAUGUUUUCACUGGUUUGGUUCAUGUGAAUGGAAUCCCAACUCGUAUGAAACUGAUAGAUACUGCUGGACAGGAGGAGUUUGACCACCUUCGCUCUCUGUGCUAUGCCCAUGUGGACGUCUUCAUCCUCUGCUUCAGCCUGGUCAACCCCAUCUCCUUUGACAACAUCACCUCCAAGUGGAUCCCACAGAUCCGAGCAGGCAACCCGACCUCUCCCAUUGUACUGGUUGGAACUCAGUCAGACCUUCACCACAAUAUGGACGUCCUUAUUCAUCUGGACCAGCGGAGCACCAAGCCGGUGCCCUUCAGCCGGGCCAGAAGGCUGGCACACAGGAUCAGAGCUCAUGACUAUGUGGAGUGUUCAGCUCUGACACAACACAACCUCAAAGAUGUGUUUGACUGUGCUAUAUUUGCUGCCACAAAGCACAAGCACACUGGCAAAACAUCUAAAAAGCUCAGCCUGCUCAAACGUUUAAAGACUUUUUGUGAUUGUGGAUGGAGGAAAAUCUUCAGAUUCAUCUGAUGUGGAAUCAAAUAGUUGAUUGAAUGUACUCUGCUUAGUGGACACGGUGUGUCUGGGGAUUCUUAUGACAAAUCAUGCAUUUUUAUCUAAAUAUUUCUCUAGAGGAUGUGAAUUGUGCACUAAAACCACAUGAUUUUAGAUCGUUGACAACCUGCAUUGCAAUAAGAAGGAUACAUUUUCUGCUCUUUUUCAUCUUCCCUUUCCUUUGUUUCAUGUUUUAUUUGCUGUUGUUCAUAUUUUUGUGUAUGUGUUUGUGUUGUAUGUGGUUUGUAAUAAAUGCACUACAGUGUAUUUCAUUUUGUGUUUUUUCUUAAAGAAUUGCUUUAAUGAAUGGAUGUGAAAACAUAGUCUGUAGAUCCUGCAGUGGAAGGUACUGUCAGUGAAGAAAUGGAGGGAAAACACAAAGUGCCAUUUGAGACAAAUGGUCACCUGCUGAUACUUUGAAGUGCUACUUUACAAGUCAAAAGCCAUUUAAAUCCAUCAAUUUCAAAGCUUAUGCUGAGGCAUACCACAGUUACUUUUAAAACAGCCCCCCAUAUGGAAUUUUCUGUGGUAAAAUGAUGAUCAAAGAUGUAUUUUUAAUUACAGUAAUUAAGAUUUGCCCAAAAGAAACUAUUACAAAGGAUAAUAUUCAUUAAAAUGUAUUGUGAUAUUUGGAGCAAUUUUCUAUA